Morus notabilis is the source of this 1753-nucleotide messenger RNA. RefSeq names its product RING-H2 finger protein ATL11. Bases 401 to 1651 code for a protein of 416 amino acids. The record is from RefSeq and is a predicted model, not a curated record. The transcript has a single exon. NCBI's taxonomy places the organism in Eukaryota, Viridiplantae, Streptophyta, Magnoliopsida, Rosales, Moraceae.
GUCACCAAAGUCCAAAAUCGAAAUAAUCCGGCAAAAAUUCUACACGCCGCAACCAAUGAAACAAAACACGCCAACCUUUGUUACAGCUUCCGUAUCUGGACAUUAAUACAUCCAAAAGUCACAUAAAAAUUUGGUCCCCUCGUAAUUGUCCUCGUCACCAACUCCUUAGUCAACUCCAAAAAUCUUUUUCUCCUUCAAAGCUGCUUCAUUCACUCUCCCUUGGUCCUUUCCCUGCUCUCAAAAAACUGUUUAUUUUCCUCUCCCUUCUCUAUUAUCCAUUCCCCAGUAUAUAUACAUGCCCAUCUACGACAACUACAGAAAAAUCAAUGGCCAUAUGGCCUGAACCACAAACGACAAUAAUCAUUAUAUAUACCCAUCUACGACAACUACAGAAAUAUCAAUGGCCAUAUGGCCUGAACCACAAACGACAAUAAUCAUGAAGAAAGCAACAAUCAUGAUUUUCCUCUUAAUCAUGAUCUCAUUGGCGUCGCCGGAAAAAGCAGCCGCACAGAUUCUAUCACCCCCACCGCCGGAUUACAGCCAGGGCCAACCAACAGUGGACUUCAGAAUGGCCAUAGUCAUGGUCCUCCUCGUCAGCGUCUUCUUCAUAUUGGGCUUCCUCUCCGUCUACACCCGCCAGUGCGCCCAGGACAGGUUCCGGGGCCGGCUUGACCUCGGCUUUGGCCCAUCCUCUCCGGGCUGGGCCACAGGCGCCCGUGGGCUUGACCCGGACAACAUCGAGACCUUCCCGACUUUCGUCUACAAGACCGUGAAGGGACACAAGAUCGGGAAAGGCUCUCUGGAGUGCGCGGUCUGCUUGAACGAGUUCGAGGACAGCGAAACGCUGCGUUUAAUCCCCAAGUGCGACCACGUGUUUCAUCUUGAUUGCAUCGACGUCUGGUUGGUUUCUCACGCUACAUGCCCCGUCUGUCGCGCUAACCUAAUCCCCAAACCCGGCGAGGUUCACCAUACUCUGGCUGAAAUUCUGCAUCCGGUUGACGACCCAGUCCGACCUGAUCAUGUUUCCGUUAAUAUUGAAGAACCAAGCAGGCCGGAUCGAGAGAUGGCGAUCAGAGAUGAAGAGUCGCCGGAGGUUGGACUGAUCGGGGGAGCGAACCGGAACCAGAACCGGCCGUCGCGGUCGCGGUCGACCGGGUUCGGACCGCGGAGAUCAAGGUCGACUGGGUGGAGAUUGGGUGGGAUGUUCCCGCGGUCAAAUUCGACCGGCCAUUUGAUUGGCCGACGGGGAGGGAGUCAUGAGCGGUUCCCGCUUAGGUUGCCGGCAGACGUACGAAAUCAGCUGGUGAACUCGUCGUUGGAGAGGGCGAAGAGCACUGGCGCGGGGCUUCCGAGGGUAGGGAGCGCAAGGAGGGGAUACCGGAGCGGCAGUCGGAAGGACGGGUUUAGUUACUAUGAGCGGUUUGAACCAGAGGCGAGGGCCGACCGGUGGGUUUUCUCGGUGGUGCCGCCUUUUGUUUCGCGGACUGGGUCAGUCAGGUCUUCAAAGGAUGUGGGCGGUGAUGAUGUGGUGCCUCGUCCGAAGGCGGCUUCGUCGGAGCAUGAAAAGCCACCGUUGGAUCGUCCGUUUGUUGGGAAGGACGAUGUUGGUGAACGGUCAUCGGAUCCGCUCCGACCCGAUAAUCAUGUUUGAGGAUUGAGAUACAUUGUUGACUUUUGUUUGGUGUACAAAGUUUUUUUUUUCUUUUCUCUCGUUUUUUUUUUUAAUCUUUUACUCUUUUUAUUUUUUUAAAGA